AUGCAGGUAGGAUGGCUGAGGGGGACUGGGCCUGCUGUAAUUGCUCUAAGCCCUUCUGCAUCCUGCUCUUCUUCUCGCAGGUUCAUCUAUGAACUUGAGCACUUCAAUGGUGUGGCUGAGCUGCUGGAGAUCUUAGGAAGCAUCAUCAAUGGCUUUGCACUGCCCCUGAAGACCGAGCACAAGCAGUUCCUGGUCCGGGUCCUGAUUCCCCUACACUCUGUCAAGUCACUGUCUGUUUUUCAUGCCCAGCUGGCAUACUGUGUGGUGCAGUUCCUGGAGAAGGACGCCACCUUGACAGAGCACGUGAUCCGGGGGCUGCUGAAAUACUGGCCAAAGACCUGUACACAGAAGGAGGUGAUGUUUCUGGGGGAGAUGGAAGAGAUUCUUGAUGUCAUUGAGCCCUCCCAGUUUGUGAAGAUCCAGGAGCCGCUCUUCAAGCAGGUGGCCCGCUGUGUGUCCAGCCCCCAUUUCCAGGUUGCAGAGCGGGCUCUGUAUUUCUGGAACAAUGAGUAUAUCCUGAGCCUCAUCGAGGACAACUGCCACACUGUGCUGCCUGCUGUGUUUGGGACCCUCUACCAAGUCUCUAAGGAACACUGGAAUCAAACCAUCGUAUCUCUGAUCUACAACGUGCUCAAGACGUUCAUGGAGAUGAAUGGAAAGCUGUUUGAUGAGCUCACAGCCUCCUACAAGCUAGAAAAGCAGCAGGAGCAGCAGAAGGCCCGGGAGCGUCAGGAGCUAUGGCAAGGCCUGGAGGAGCUGCGGCUACGCCGGUUACAGGGGACCCAAGGGGCCAAAGAGGCACCCCUCCAACGGCUUACACCCCAGGUGGCCACUAGUGGGGGUCAGAGCUAGAGAUCCCCUAGAAGGGGAGGAGCUAAAUCCAGAGCUAUCAGUCCCUCCAUCCCCUCUCCUACCCAGGGGCCCAGAGAGACACACCUACACCUGGCCUUGCCAGAGCAGGCUUGGAGGGCUCCCUGCCUGGCCCAGCAUGGGCAGCUUUCACUGUGGGGAGAGGAGGAGAGGAGAUGGUGGUCCUGGCAACAGAACUCUCAGGCCUUUGUGGCAGGACUUGACCAGGGCAGGCUUGACCAGGAAGCUGCCACUGGGGACUGCACCUGCCCCGCAAAGCUGGGCUCCAGACUGCAGGCCGGUUCCCCCCCCUGCUCCUGCCUAGAGCAAGGGGACUCAGCCCCUCGCCUGCCCCGCCUCGUGCCAGCACGGGGUCCUUCCUCACCCUACCAUGGGAUCCAUGGUCUAUUUAUUCUCCCCAGCUCACCCCAACACAUGCCCCUGGGGCAUCUUCUUUCCCUCCCCUCCCACACCCUGUACUUCCUUGUCCCCUUUUUAUUUAUUGGGCAGGGGGAGGGGUGAGGGCACAGGCAGAAGAGAUUCCCCGUGUCCUAGGGUGGGGGGGUGUCACAGUUACCAUGGUCUGUCCCCCUUCCCCUGGCUGGGGGUAGACUUUAAAUAAAGAGAGAAACUUGA
Messenger RNA from Leptonychotes weddellii (Weddell seal), 1485 nucleotides. The record is from RefSeq and is a predicted model, not a curated record. NCBI's taxonomy places the organism in Eukaryota, Metazoa, Chordata, Mammalia, Carnivora, Phocidae.